Molecule: messenger RNA, 9037 nt
Organism: Porites evermanni
Lineage: Eukaryota; Metazoa; Cnidaria; Anthozoa; Scleractinia; Poritidae
Source: the annotation of a GenBank genome assembly
AUGCCACUCGUUUUAAUCGUCUCCGUAAUCUUACUUCAAACUUCAGUAAUACGAAGGUAAGAAUAGUUCAUUUGAAAGCGAUUUUGUUAGGAUGUUAUUGGUCACAAAAUUACGCUUUUUAUAAAUGUCCUCCUUUAAAGAAAAAUGAUUUUAGAAACAAUUUUCGGUUCCCAAGUAAAUUUAGACUUGAAAAUUUCGUAAUUAUAUUGAAUUCCCUUGAAAAACACUGACUCAACCCUUUCCUCCCCUGGACAUCCUUCACAUCUCCUUGGAACGGACACCUAGAGUUUUUCCGGCCAGCCUUGGGCCUGCUUUUUUUUUGUUGUUGUUGCCUUUUUUGGACUCUAAGAGGAGGUCAUCUUGUUAAAACUGACACUUAGUGUUUUCAGUGAAAUCUUUGUUAGAAUGAUUUUGACCGCAUUGAUGUAUUUCAAUACAAUGAAAAUUUUCAAUCCCUAAUAUACGCUACUUUUUUUGUAUAUUUUUCAAGAUAGGUUGAGCUUCCAAUUUUUUAAAUAAUAAUUAAUGUCCGGUCACACCUGUUUGCUUAGUUCUGGGUUCACUUAUUGUUUUUUUCGCUAAUUUUCCCAUGUCUUCAGUGAAGAAGUUUUAGACGAUGAUGUGCGCAUGCCCGAUGAACGGAAAACAAGAAGCAUUGAUGAAAACUGGCAUAGUACGUAUCACAACCUUGAUGAAGUAAGUACGAGAGAGGAGAGAGAUUUUGCGAUUCAUUUGAGAUAAAAUGAGUAGGGUUUGUGUUUAAUCAGUAAAACUCUCUUGUUACUGUCUUGACCAAUCACGUGUAAAACAAUCGUGCCCUCUUCGCUCGUUUUUGUCUCGUUAAUCAGAUGCGUCUGUCAUUAAGUAGGAAGACGGUAAACAGUAUAUGCAAUUGCUUCGAAAUUUGAUUGGUUUAUUUGAAUUUCUGCGCGUCGCAUUCUGAUUGGCCAGGAAAUUACGGGUUGCUUUUGGUUCAGUUUACGCACUACUUGAAUGCCUACAAAUUCUAUUUCAAUUUAUCUUCAAGCCAACAUAGUUUGCCAAUGAGGUGAAUGCGAAAUAUAACGUAACUGACUAAGGAGUGAAAUACUUUGCAUUGGUACGGCCAGUUUUUGGUAUAGUAUUAGUUUUUAUAAUCAGCUUUGCCAGUCUCCGACAGAGGAAUGGAGUGGUUCCUAACUUUUCUGAUUGAAUUUUUAAAUCGUCUACAAUUUUUUAAAACUAUUGGCUUAAACGUUAAUGAAAUUAAUUCGUAGGUGCAAAUUCAACAAAUUUUAGUCAAAGGUUAAUUUGAUUUUACUUCACAGAUCUUGGAAAAGUUGAAAGAGAUGAACCGCACGUAUGACAAUGCUGAUUUGUUUUCGCUUGGAAAGUCCCAUGAGGGAAGGCAAAUGUAUGCAAUAAAAGUAUGUACAUCUUUGAACUCUAAUACUCACACCUAGCUACGGAUAAGGAAAACAAAAUGGAUUAUACGUUCCUGGGAAACUUCCCACCUACCCCUCCCCUAAGCCAACAUUAUAACAACAUGCAUGCACACUUACUUCUCACUUACGGCAAAAUGUUAGCCUAGGAGAGAGGUGGGUGGUAAGUUUCCCAGAAACGUAUAAUGGUCCAAAAUAAUUUCUCACUCCCCAGUGUAAGGUAAUCCAAGACAGUCUUAGAAUCUGAUUGGUUGUUAGUAAAACCCCGUAACGGCGUAACGAGCAACGGCCAAAACAGCGGCGUAACGAGGUAUAUUUUCUUUCUUUUUUCCUUUAAAUCCGAUUUCUUCAAGUCAGUGUUGAAGCAAUUGAAACUCCUGCUUAUUUGAGACAUUUUGGCGAAUUGUAUUGGAGUUUUUCUGAGACACUGGAAUAUAUUACUUGCCGCUCCGCAAAUCUGGGAGGUCACUUAUUGUUACGUCGUUACCCAUUACACCGUUACGGGAUUUACUAUGACAACCUUCAGAAUUACUUGUCGGUGGAUUCAAUCGUUAGUGGGAUUCCGGACUCCUUAGGCUAAAUUCCGGAUUCCAAAGCCCAGGAUUCCUGAUUGUACGGGCAAAAUUUUUUUUUGAUUUUGGAAUCCAGAUUACCUCACACGGGGCAAAACUUUAUUAAUAAUUUUUUUAAAGCUGCUAAGCCUUUUAUGUUAACCUGGCCAUGUUAUGCUCUUCUAUGAUGAAAGGUUAUCAGCAAGAGAGAAUGAGCUAAGAGAUCGAAUCCCCCACACAUGACCCUCUUUCCGGCCAUGGAAAUUAUUUUUGAUCUAUUCUUAGCUCUGUGUCAUACUGCGUAGUUAUUUUAAGGACGCCACCUUAUUGGUCGGUUAGACUGGCGUUAUCAUGUAAUUUUAAACUUGGCGGGUAAUUUAUUUCACUGCCGAUGACGCAAAUGCAGCAAGCGACUUGACGUGUAAACUUGGUAUUACUUUCGCCGACAAGUCAAACUGAGAUUUCUAGGAAGAAAAUCUGGCCAGAGUAGUCAGAGUACCUGCGGACGAUCAAAACGGUCCUGGCUUGCGGCAGUUCGCCGGAGAAGCCGUUCCGACUCGAAAGAAAAAAGUCAUCCUCUCUUGUUAUAAGAUACUACAGUGUAGAAAAUGACGCAAGUUAAUUAUAGAAUUUAUACGUUCCUGGGAAACUUCCCACCUACCCCUCCCCUAAGCCAACAUUAUAACAACAUGCAUGCACACUUACUUCUCACUUACAGCAAAAUGUUAGCUUAGGAGAGAGGUGGGUGGUAAGUUUCCCAGAAACGUAUAAUGGUCCAAAAUAAUUUCUCACUCCCCAGUGUAAGAUAAUCCAAGACAGUCUUAGAAUCUGAUUGGUUAUUAGUAAAACCCCGUAACGGCGUAACGAGCAACGGCCGAAACAGCGGCGUAACGAGGUAUAUUUUCUUUCUUUUUUCCUUUAAAUCUGAUUUCUUCAAGUCAGUGUUGAAGCAAUUGAAACUCCUGCUUAUUUGAGACAUUUUGGCGAAUAGUAUUGGAGUUUUUCUGAGACACUGGAAUAUAUUACUUGCCGCUCCGCGAAUCUGGGAGGUCAAUUAUUGUUACGUCGUUACCCAUUACACCGUUACGGGAUUUACUAUGACAACCUUCAGAAUUACUUAAUUUUCAGUGGAUUCAAUCGUUAGUGGGAUUCCGGAUUCCUUAGGCUAAAUUCCGGAUUCCAAAGCCCAGGAUUCCUGAUUGUACGGGCAAAAAAUUUUUUGAUUUUGGAAUCCAGAUUACCUCACACGUGGCAAAACUUUAUUAAUAAUUUUUUUAAAGAGAGAAUGAGCUAAGAGAUCGAAUCCCCAAUACAUGACCCUCUUUCCGGCCAUGAAAAUUAUUUUUGAUCUAUUCUUAGCUGUGUCAUACUGCGUAGUUAUUUUAAGGACGCCACCUUAUUGGUCGGUUAGACUGGCGUUAUCAUGUAAUUUUAAACUUGGCGGGUAAUUUAUUUCACUGCCGAUAACGCAAAUGCAGCAAGCGACUUGACGUGUAAACUUGGUAUUACUUUCGCCGACAAGUCAAACUGAGAUUUUUAGGAAGAAAAUCUGGCCAGAGUAGUCAGAGUAGCUGCGGACGAUCAAAACGGUCCUGGCUUGCGGCAGUUCGCCGGAGAAGCCGUUCCGACUCGAAAGAAAAAAGUCAUCCUCUCUUGUUAUAAGAUACUACAGUGUAGAAAAUGACGCAAGUUAAUUAUAGAAGAAAGGGCUCCUUGUGAAUUCUAGCUAAUGAUUAAUCUGUCUUGAAAUUCAAGAUUUCAGGUAAAAAGACAGCAAACAAACCAGUGUUGUUCAUGCAAUGUCUGAUCCACGGUAAUGAAUGGAUAACUGGCUCCCUGUGUAUGUAUCUCGCUGACAAGGUAACGUGCUGUUAAGAACUAGUAAUUAAAAUAACAUGCUUACACCCAUUAUCAUUUUCACUGGUCGCUGUGUAUUUUAUACUCUUUCAAUAUCGAGACCACUGGUCCAAAUGUUCAUCAGAGAUGCCAAUUUUUGGUAGUGUUGUUGGUUAACAAACUAUAGUUUGUAGCAGACCCAAACGUAAGAGCUUUCUAAUACAAGCUUGAGUACAAUAGGACUUUUUCAAAAAUACUAUAAUACUCUUUGUUGUCCCUCCAAAAUUUUGCAUAAGCUUUGUCUUCAAUUUCUGUUGGUCAGGGUUGGGGAGUAGGCCGAGCUGGAGGUGAUUGUGAAAGACGACUGGGGACUAGUCAGUGACCGCCCGUAAUGCAAAGCGCUCGAUCUGGACGAUCUUACGGGAUAUUAGGGGGGGUCUAAAACAGUACAAAGAUCACGUGCGAAGAAGCUAAGAAAAGCGUGAACCUCCUUUAACAAUUUAUUACUUCUUUUACGUGACGUUAAAGCGGCGGCCAUAAUGGUGUCCCAAAUAUCAAUCUUCCCGAAUCUGCGAAAGUAAAACUUAUAAAAGCACUUUCUUCUGUUCUAUUAAUUUUUUUAUAGCUGCUUCCAUAGAGAGAGAAAACGCCCUAUUUGGACUAGAUCUUUCGCUGCCUUUAGAGCAGAGUGAACCUAACCACAGUGCUGUCUGCGAAAAGUUCAAUAUUGUAUUCUUUCUCAUCAACCGUUUUUGUUUUAGAUUUCAUCGCAAUAUGGACUGAUGUCCACAGUGACUGAGAUGUUAGACAAAAUGGACGUGGUUAUUUUACCCGUUAUGAAUGUGGAUGGAUAUUAUUACUCUCGCAAACACAGUUCUGUAAGAAAUAUUUUACUUUAAGAUAGGGAGCUUCAGGUUACGAUUUUUAUCACCCAGUAUGAGGAAAUCCAAGACAGUCCUGGUCUCUUAGAUUUUGGAUUCCACGCCGUCGCUUCCGGAUUCCAGGUACUACCCAGGUACUACCCUGCGAGCAAGCUCUAAGGGGCGCUUUGGCGGCGGGGCGGGAAAAGGAAGGAGAGCUUGCAAAUACGUCCCUCGAAGUUGAAUUCCACCUCCAAUGCCCCUGUGGCUCCCCAUCAACUGAGCUGUCCAAUUUCCGCCAAUUAGCGCGAAGCGGAAAGGAGCGCUAAUGUAAAAAAAAAAAAAAAAUAGCGAAAAACACGUGCCAAGGGUAAUGAUGUCAUUGCUAAUGUCAUCUCCGCCAACCAGCAUUUCGCAUCGACAUUUUCGAUGCAGAUCGAUAUUCAAAUUCCAGAGACGUAGUUCAAAUCUAUCCUUUUUUUUUCCUGCCCCGUCGACAGAGCGCCCCGGAAAGCUUGUUCGCAGGCUAUCCUGGUACUGGAUUCCUGUCUUUGUCAAUAGACUGUUGUUGAAUGAGAAUAUUCUUCUAUGAUGCGAUCCAAAUAUGGAGGACGAAGUGGUACAUACACACCUACUCCCCGUCAAGCACCAACAACUGGGCUGGUCACGCAUAAAGAUGAGAAAAAAGCUCACCAAGAUUUUUAGACAAUCAAAAUUAACCUUCACUUUUUUUUCUGUAGAACUCGUUUGCACGCAACUGGCCAAAAAAUAGAAAUAUUCUAUGCAUAAGGGGCAGAUGCUUUAGACAAGGUGUGGAUCUCGACAGAAACUUUGGCUAUGCCUGGGGAUGUAAGUGCAGGAUUUGCUGUUAAUGCAAGUUAGAAAAAUAAAGUUGAUGGUAUAAAACGGAAAGUAUUACGUCCUUGCUAUUUCGAUAACGUCAACAAAAGUGCGAACCUUUGCGAACCACGGGGAUUGAAGCUCAGUUGUUUUCCUUACACAGGCAGGCUAAGGUAAGAAAGUCUGCUACACAGCCUAUCUUUUUUACAAGGGAAGGAGCGUUGCGUGGCGACACAAAGAAAGGCUGUGUAGCAGACGAUUAAAGGUAACAAAGUUAUCCACUCUUUUCUAACAGAUAUAAACCCAUCGCAUCCAGAGACACAGGAACCUAAAAGUAACAUUUACAGAGGGAAUCAUGCGUUUUCUGAACCUGAGACAAGAAAUGUCCGAGGCUACUUGCAAAGUCUUGGUGGCAAGUUGAAAGGCUUCCUUGACUUCCAAGAUCGUGGAAGGCGACAAUGGCAGAUGCCAUGGAGAUACACUUUUACCAACAGCCCAGACCACGAUAUACAGGUACAACUAGACUUUAACCCUCUUCAGAUCAGACAAGGGGACUUUUGAGCACCCAAACUUCCCCCACCUCCCCGCCCCGUUACGAAAAAGUUGAAUAUAUAAAGUAAUUUAAAAUGAUGGAUCCAAGAUGGCGGAUUGUUACAUUUCCUUAUUUAACGUUUGGAUAAAUGACGUCACUGUUAUUGUUGAAGAUUAUUUUAUGUGCUAGGCAACACCUUAAUUUUAUCAGACACCUUACUUUUUGACUUUUAUUCCAUUUAUGGCUACUUUGAGGGAAAUGUACCCUGGGUGCCAGAGACUCUUCUAGCGCGGUUUCCGGUUUCUGUCAAGGCUUCGGCCUACGGUCGAAGAUGUGUCGCCCUUCGGCCAACACCGAAAAUUCCUCGCCGCAAGCGAGAAAAACCUCUGGUACCCAGGGUAAGGGAAAUGUGGAUUUUGCCAAUAAUUUCAACAAUAUGAGGUCAUAAUGACGACAAUUACGUCAUUAUAUCAAUCAGAUUUUCGCCUAGGGGCACUCCCUAUAACGGCCUAUACGGAAAGGCUAUGCCAAAAGGAGUACCUUUUUCCAGGCUUCAGGUAUAUUGAAGGGUAAGGAUUUCACCAGAUGAAGUACAUGAAAGGGUAGGGAAAUCGGUCCUUGCGGUCCGUAAACGGACCUUCAAAGCCGGGCUAACAGACGCAUUUUAAUGCUGUGAAAAAGAUAAAAAAAGCCUUUUUGACUUAGUGAUUCAUUCAGAAUUAAAAGACGGUGCAUUUUCAGCAGCGUGAGUUAAAGGGGGGAUGCAGCGCUCUAAAACUGUAUUUCAAAGGAGUACCAUUUGUCAAUAAAAUGUAUACGAAAGGGCAGGGGCGUAGCCAGGAUUUUUCAAAGGGGGGGUCACAGAGGCUACUCACCAGAUUGUCACGUCGACUAUAUAUGGUUUAUACCGAUGCUCUCCCUCGUGUAUCGGCGGGCUCAGUCGUAUUAUCGCGGCAUGAAGGCCCAUAUUAACUAAAGACAAGAGCCGUUGACGAAAAUACUUUACAAAAAAACAAAUUUUAAAAGUGGGCUUUUCAACAAUGGCUUUUACGGCCAAGAUAUAGGUUGUUUGCUCAAAAGAAGGCCUACCAAGGGGGGGUCACGGGCACCCCAGGAUCCCCCCCUAGCUACGCCCCUGAAGGGGUACCAUUUCUCUCAAAAAUGGUGUAUAAAAGGGUAAGGGGUUUGACCUUGGGGAGGAGCCUUCCCUUAUAAGAUUUUGUUGAGCACUCCCCUCGCGAGGGUUUCCGAGUUUAUCUCUUUUCUUCCUUGAUUUUUUGUUAAUAAUAACUCUGGGAAAUUCCCUCGGGCCUUUUCAUAUAUUCUAUUCACAGAAGAAAGCUGGUUUAGAGGCUGCCAAAGCUAUUUAUAAAGUGGGUUACCGUCAUGCAUAUCAGAGUUGUUGUCAAGCAAGUUUCCGUGAUGGAGGUACUCCCUUACAUCAUAAGCUCCUAAUAUGUAUGUAGCCGAUUUUUUGAAAACCAAACUAACGCAAUUUGCAGUCAUUUCAGAAAAAAAAGCGCCAAAAGGCAGGUUUCUUAAGUCCGAGAAGCUCCAAAAUCACUGAAACGAACAAACAACAACAACGACAACAACUUCAUUCUUUGGACAAAAAUACAAAAGUUGAAUAGUUUGUCCCGCAAAUAGCUGGAAAGCUAGUCGUGGCGGGGCACUGACAAGCACAUCAACAGAAAAAGAAAAGCAGACACGAAGGAAAAGGAAAGGAAAAAGAGAAAGAGCGAGGAGAAGGAAAGGAGGAGAAGAGAAAAAAGCAAUGGCUGCACUCUUAGUUUUUAUAGUGGCUACUUUGGAGAUAGUUUUUGGCCGAAAAAAACUGUUGGAUCGAUGGAAAAGGCCCAUCUGGCGAUAACCGGUUAUCAAAAAUCCGGCUAUAGAUUUACUUAAACAAUUAAAAGGUUUAAACAUUUCAAUACAGCAAUCCCCUUAGUUCGUUAACAGUCACUGGCAAAUUUAUACCAGCAUCGGUCAGUCAAAGCAAAGACAAAAACGAACAAUCAAAAAUAAAGCAAAAAAACAACAAAAAAAAAAGAUAGGAAACUAUCAGUAGGAGGUGGACCCAGCGUGGAACUAGAAAAUCAAGAGCUGUUUAUACAUUAACAUGGUGAGCCUGACAGGACCUUUUGCAAUUUCCAUGCAAUGCCUAGUUCCCAAUUUGCCGAAAGAAAUUACCUCAGUCUUCACUUUUUAACUAUUUUUAGCUUUGUGGUACUCUUAACUAGUAAACAACUCCUUUCUGUUUAGAUCAGCGUAUAUGUGAUCUAUUCUCCAUACAAUUAUUAUGACAUCUACAAAAUCCCGGCGAAGGGGAUUCAAUGAAAGUUUUUCGCAGAUUGUUGAUGAUUCCAGAGGUUCCCUGAAGACUUGUCAAGCUGAGUGACUCGAUAAUAGAGACCUUUAAAUUCUAGGACGAGAACGACUACCGGUGUACGAGAUCUCACUUAAAGGUUUUUCGCGCGUAUUCUCAAAUAAUGGACACCCCGGAUAGCUUCCUUGUACAUCUUUUUACCAAAAAAAUUAGCACUGUUAUCUUUAUUGAAUGAGUUUAAGCUAUAUCUCUCGGCCGCAAAAUAAUUUAACCUAUAUAGUACUUUAUAACUUGUGUCCGCUAAUACGACAUUCUCGCUAAAACUCGUAGGAGAGUGACGACCGUUACUACGUUUUCCCGCAAAAAUAUUCACGCGCGAGCACUACUUAGUAUUGAGGAAAUCUCUUACUCGUAGUCGUACUCGUCUUAGAAUCGAAAGCUCUCUGAUUUGUAGCAGCUACAACGAUUAUAUGUACAUGGAUGAAAUUUUGUUAUACCUUUCAGGCCCAGCAGGUGGAGGAAGUGUUGACUGGGUGUACGGCCAGCUCGGUGUGAAAUAUUCCUACGCUGUGUCCAUGCAAGAUCGAAGUGGAAGGGGGGAGCGGUUUGUCUACGUUGGAAAAGGAUUGCUCGAAGGAGUAAAGGCAUUUGUUAAAGCAAUGCAAUUGUAA